Molecule: messenger RNA, 1861 nt
Organism: Aedes albopictus (Asian tiger mosquito)
Lineage: Eukaryota; Metazoa; Arthropoda; Insecta; Diptera; Culicidae
Product: DNA topoisomerase 1-like
Exons: 1
Coding region: 604-1506 (300 amino acids)
Cellular component (GO): nucleus
Molecular function (GO): zinc ion binding
Source: RefSeq, a predicted model, not a curated record
AAUGUAAGUGUAUCUUUGAAUAUUUUUAUUAACCUUGCAUGAUGACGCCUCUUUGGGCCUAAAACUGCACCGCGCUCGUGAUUUAUACGACAAGCGAUGUUUUUGGUGGUGUUGUACUUUUUACGACGGCGCGCGUCCUGAAGAGUUAAUGUUUCCUUACCGGUGUCUUUACAUAGUUUAUAUUUUUAAAACAAGUACUGACUCACUAAUGAUUCCGAAGAUUCGGGGUAACAAUGAUUCCUUAAAAUUUUCGUCAUUCCGAAGCAAACAUUAUAAUCUAGUUAUUUAAAUGUUUUCGUAGGUAUGGGUGAUGCUGAAUAGCAAUGCGUUUUUUUACCUUGGCUGUCUGGGCUACCUAAUAUGGGUAGAUAUUUUCAUGAAACUUAGUCAAUGUAGGUACACUUGGCGAGGUACCUAUUAACGUGCCUCUGGAGUCGAUAUAUUGAUACCUGUUGGCUUCAGGUACAAAUUUGUUAUGCUCUCAUCGAAUAUAAAAGCCGAAAAGAUCCAACUAAUAGGCACCAAAGCUAUUCAAGUGUUUUAACUGAGUGAACCGAAGAGUAAGCAAAGAGCUCAGUAUACAUCGAAGUAAUCGAAAUAGUCAUGGAUUCUGGAAGUUCGCAUCGUGCUCGCAGAUCUCGGACAGCGGAAGUAUGCCGUUUGUGCCUUAAAAAGCGAUACCUCGUCGACAUCGAUUGCAAUCAAUACCUUUGUAUGCAGCUAAAGGAGUGUUUUCCACAUCUAUCGCCGGACGAUAGUGAACUUCCGAGGUUUGUGUGUGGCGAAUGUUAUCAACUGGUGGAGAUAACGUACCAAUUCAUCAUCAGGGCCCGUCGCACAGAAGUUCUUCUACGAUCAUAUGUACACAUGGGAGGAGAUUUCCCCAACGAAGGGACACUGGAAGCAGAAUAUCGUCGGCGUCCGAAACGAUCAGCAUCACCGGAGAAGGAUAGCCAGGAGGAGAAUCCAGCAUCGAAGAAGAGGCGAUCAUCCGAAGAGUCAUCGAAAAAGAGGCGAUCAUCCGAAGAGUCAUCGAACAGUAAGAAAGACAACGAGCGGAAUUCAUCGAAGCACAUUGAGGAAGAAGGAAAGGAUUCAUCGAAGCACAGGGAUGAUAGUAAGCGAGAAUCGACGAAACACAAGGAGAAGGAUUCAUCAAGACACAAACAAACAUCAAAUCGCUCAUCAUCGUCUUCAAAGCGUAAAGAGAAGGAGGGCUACACCAAUAAGAACACCAUGCUACCUACUAAAGCAAUGACGGAGGCUGAAUUGAAACGAUAUCAUAAUUCGGAUGAAUAUUUGUUUGGUGGAGCAGUGGAUUUGGAACCAGUUAAGACGCAAAACGACCGUGUUGAAGAAAUCCAACCCCCAAAGUAUGCGGCUAUACGGAUGGAAUCUGUUGCUAGUAAUUUGAAAGGAAUUUCAUUGAAAAUGUCAUACGAAGAAAUGGCGAAUGUUCUGACAGCUCUUCAGACUAUUCAAAAUGGUCAGACGGUAAGUAUCUGAAUGCUCUGAAAGGAUAUACAAUAAAUAUUUGAAAAUUAUAUAACUUCUUUAUUUUUUCAACUUCCCUGGUUGUUUGUCAUCUUUCGCUGGUUUAACUUUGCUUUGAUUUUGAAGAACAUGCUUGGUUGGGAGAUCCUUGAAACUUUAUUUUAUUACGAUUUUCAGGGGAUCUGUAAUGAGCAAUGUACAAUUUGUACAGGGAUUUCAGUAGGGUUGCGUCGUGUAAUGCAGGAGCAUAUUCAAAUUUAUGAGGAUUUUUAUGAUAUUCUCAGGGACGACACGGAAGGAUGUUUUUUAAUAACAUUAAUGCAAUAACAACUAUAACAUUAAAUCCAAACAUUGUUUAUACCGGAAA